CGCAUGUUAGCAAAGCGAGGGAUUCGCGUCACGGCGCAAGGAAGAGUGAGAAGUGUUUCGACACUGGAACUGUUAUUAUUUUUCAUCAAAUUUGGAUUUUUUUUGAGGGAUUAAAAUGGGGAAAGCUGAUUUUCUAAGUCCUAAAGCGAUUGGGAAUAGAAUCAAAGCCAAAGGCCUUCAAAAACUGCGCUGGUAUUGCCAAAUGUGUCAGAAACAGUGUAGAGAUGAAAACGGGUUUAAAUGCCACUGCAUGUCCGAGUCUCAUCAGAGACAGCUGCUGUUAGCUUCAGAGAACCCUAACCAGUUCAUGAGCUACUUCUCAGAGGAGUUCAAAAGUGACUUCUUAGAGCUGCUCCGAAGACGUUUUGGGACUAAGCGAGUUCACAAUAACAUUGUGUAUAAUGAGUACAUCAGUCAUCGGGAACACGUUCACAUGAACUCUACUCAAUGGGAAACUCUGACCGACUUCACCAAAUGGCUUGGGAGAGAAGGUUAUUGCAAAGUGGAUGAGACACCCAAAGGCUGGUACAUCCAGUACAUUGAUCGUGAUCCGGAGACGAUCCGCAGACAGGAGGAGCUAGAGAGGAAGAAAAAACAGGAUAUGGACGAUGAAGAACGCAGCGCCAAAUUCAUCGAAGAACAAGUUCGCCGCGGCCGGGAAGGCAAGGAGCCGGAGGAAGAACCGGUGUACACAGAACUGAAGCGAGCGAAUGAAGAUGAGAAAGUAGCUUUUAACUUAGACAUUGCUUCAGCAGGACCUUCUAAAACAAGGUAUAACCAGUCUAAAAGUCUCAUAAAGCAUUAUUUCUAUAGUUUGGGUGAAGGAUGUAACAAUAACUAUGUGUUUAAUUUCUAUAGCACCACUUUGGGUCCUAGUGCCCUCAAAGCUGCAGCCUCUGCAAAAAGGAAAGAGUCAUCCCAUAGCGGAGAUUCUAAGGACAAGAAAAAGAAAUCUGCUCUGGAUGAGAUAAUGGAGAUGGAGGAACAGAAGAAGAAAUCUGUAAGAUCAGAUAACUGGAUCCAAGCAAACAUUGUAGUCAAAGUGAUAACUAAGAAACUGGGAGAGAAGUAUUACAAAAAGAAAGCAAUCAUUCGGGAGGUGCAGGAUAAAUACACAGCUGUGGUGAAGAUGAUCGACUCUGGAGACAAACUCAAAUUGGACCAGAGUCAUCUGGAGACAGUCAUUCCAGCUCCUGGUAAGCGAGUUUUGAUCGUGAACGGUCAAUAUAAAGACACGGAGGCUAUCCUGGAAGGCAUAAAUGAGCACAAAUUCUCUGCUACACUCACGUUGGACUCAGGUCGGAUGAAAGGAAAGACAGUGGAGGGGGUUGCAUAUGAAGACUUCUCCAAAUUGGCCUGAUGUUUUUCUUCUCCACAUCGCCUCUACUGUGUCAGAGUGCAUAAUAAAGACUCCUAAAUGAUCUGAUUUACAUAUUGGAACAAAAUGACCAGGUUUUAUUGUGUUUAUUUGUCCAUUGUUACCUCUUUUGUCAUUGAAAAUGGUUGCAUAUGAUUAAAAUGUUAAAUUAUUCAAACUUUGAAUUAAAUGUUUCACAAA
Labeo rohita (rohu) is the source of this 1558-nucleotide messenger RNA. RefSeq names its product Kin17 DNA and RNA binding protein (gene kin). Gene Ontology annotation, cellular component: nucleus. Gene Ontology annotation, molecular function: double-stranded DNA binding. Bases 116 to 1360 code for a protein of 414 amino acids. Gene Ontology annotation, biological process: DNA replication; DNA damage response. The record is from RefSeq and is a predicted model, not a curated record. The transcript is spliced from 10 exons. NCBI's taxonomy places the organism in Eukaryota, Metazoa, Chordata, Actinopteri, Cypriniformes, Cyprinidae.